Messenger RNA from Penicillium coprophilum, 1638 nucleotides. Its product is annotated as Major facilitator superfamily domain general substrate transporter. The coding region runs from base 1 to 1638 and encodes 545 amino acids. Lineage: Eukaryota; Fungi; Ascomycota; Eurotiomycetes; Eurotiales; Aspergillaceae. Gene Ontology annotation, biological process: transmembrane transport. Gene Ontology annotation, molecular function: transmembrane transporter activity. The transcript has a single exon. The record is from RefSeq and is a predicted model, not a curated record.
AUGGAGGAUCUCCCAGACCACCAUGCACAUGAUGAUGUACCUGGAACUAUUCUCCUCAUUGACACAGCCCAUGAUAGCAAUGUAUCUGCUCAAAGGAAAGGAAUAGUUCUACAACCACAGCCCAGUACAGAUCCAAAUGAUCCCCUCAACCGAUCACAACGAUGGAAGAAUCUCAAUAUCGGCAUGGUAUGUUUGUACACCUUUGCUAUUGGAAUAUGCACAGCAGCACAGUUUUCCAUCAUGACACAAAUAUCCGAAUCGCAACGAGUCAGUCUUGCAGAUCUCAAUCUGGGCACUGGAUUGAUGCAGUUGAUGCAAGGAUGGGCAAAUCUCUUAUGGCAGCCCAUCGCCAUGACCUACGGCCGCAGAUUGGUCUACCUUGUGACCAUUGUAUUCUCCAUCGGACCAGUUCUAUGGGUGCCACUGGCUCAUGGCGCCAGCCAAUGGUACGCACACCGCGUUCUCCUGGGAUUAUUUUGUUCGUCCGUGGAGUCUUUACCGGAAUUGUCCGUCCAGGAUCUCUUCUUCGCCCAUGAGCGAGGAAACUAUAUGGCCCUGUAUACUUUUGUAUUGUUCGGAUCAAACUUUAUUGCUCCCUUUCUCGCUGGGUUCAUAGCGGAUGGCCUAGGCUGGCAAUGGGUCAUGUACCUUGCUACAAUAUUUUUGGGCAUCUGCGCACUGAUACUAUUCUUUUUCAUGGAGGACACAAUCUACUUUCGCAAAACAACCGAGAGCGGGGACCAGCGAUAUGAAAUUAUCCCGCCGGAUGACAAUGAAGAGUUAGGAUCCACCAGUGCGGACCGACCCGAGACUCGACCAGUCACAAUGUUAGGUGAAACUGGAAUGGCCACUGAUCUGAAGCCUCGCCGGCAGAGGCUAGCAUUGACCACAAUCUUACCAGGCCGUCCAACUCAUAAGCAAAUGGCACUGAAGAGCUGGCAGGCAUUGAAAAUCCCUUUCUUCUUUCCUAAUAUUCUCUGGUGUGGUCUCUUAUACGGAUCAAACCUAGCCCUUUACAGCGUGAUUAACGCGACAAUCUCGAGUAUCCUGGGAUCAAGUCCCUACAACCUCCCUCCGACAAUGGUCGGUGUUGCUUAUCUGUCCCCGUUCGUCUUCGGUGGCGCUGCAUCCGUUUGGGCGGGAAAGAUGUCAGAUUCUCUCGCGAUCAAACUGGCAAGGCGUAAUGGAGGUGUCCGAGAACCAGAACAUAGGCUGUGGGGCCUUCUCGUGUCCGCACCUAUCGCUGCAGGGGGGCUGCUCAUGUGGGGAGUAGGGGCUAGUCAAGGGGCCCACUACAUGGUUUUGAUCCUCGGGAUUGGUAUCACCACCUUUGGAGUCGUUUGUGCGAGUGCAAUCUCAUUGGCGUACGCUGUCGAUUGUUUCAAAGAAAUGGCUGGUGAAUCCUUCGUUUCCAUCAAUAUCAUCCGGAAUACAAUAGGAUUUAGCUUCAGCUAUGCCAUCACGCCUUGGAUCGAGUCUGUGGGUCUUCGAAACUGCUUUAUCUCAGUGUCUCUGAUCUCAUUCUUUUGCACGUAUACAUUCCUUGGUGUGGUUAUCUGGGGAAAGUCAUGGCGGAGGAUGUCUGCGGAGCGAUAUUGGCAAUUCGUUGCUACGGAAAAAGAGACGGCUCGUGCCUAG